GCAGGAAAACAAGAGAGAGACAGAGAGGCAGAGAGACAGAGAAAAGGGGUUUCCACCCUGGUGUUUCACCCUUGUGCUUGAAACAUGGAUCACAAAUCACCCAGAUAACAUCGUCAGGGAAACCACACACACCACACGCUUUUUUUUUUCUUACUCAGAAACAUUUCCGAAAACAUCACUUCAGAACUUGAUAGCAGUGUAGUUUUCAGAAGGGCCUGAAUGGGUCAACAGACAUGGAAACUGAUCAAUCAUCACUCUGAAUCUACAUGACAGCGAGCGGAGGAGCUCUCCACCGACAAACAGACGCCGGACAGGGCGGUGAAUUGAAUGACAGCAGGAGCUCUGGAGCAGAUGCCGAGCAGACUCGCCAACAGGAUGAGAAGGAGGAGGAAGCAGUGACUUACACCCUGGAGCAAAGAACGAUUCAUCAAACCCCCACCCCCGCCACGAAAUAAUCACCCAGCAUCAGAAGCCAACAUUCCCACUGGUUUUGAGAUCCCAAGAAAAGGAAGAUUGAUGACUGGAUAAAUGGAGGGAAUUAAGAAAACCCUUCACCUGUUUCUGCUUCUGGCUCUCCCUCUUCUCUCAGCGCAGACGAGCGAUUGUCCCACCCAACCAGUCAAUGGUCUCACCUGCUACAAUGACUACUCGAAGGUCGUCACUUGUUCGUGGAACAGCACGUUUGCAUCUGACCAUGCAGACACUGAGUGCACGAUAGAUGCCAAAAGAGUGGUGCCAGACCAGGACUAUACAUUCAACAGUUCCUGUAAACUUGAGCCUGUUGACGUCUCCACACCAACGCUAAGGAAGUGCUCCAUGGUCUUCAAAUAUAAUAAUAUGUUUCUGAGCUACGACGUGCUGUCCAUAAAACUGAGCUGUGUCCCUGAGGAGAAAAGUCUGUUCUACCGGCCUGCUUGUCACAUAAAGCUGGAUCCUCCACCAAAACUGUUUAUCGACAAUACCACCUUCUCCUGGUCCCCUCAACUCUACAAGAGGAAAUUUUGUAAUUAUCGCUGUGAAGUGCAGUGGAAAGAAGCGGACAAGUCCUGGAGUGAUCCCUCUGUGAAGACAAAACAAAAGUCUUGUAAAUGGUCCUGCCGUGGCAUGCCGUUGUGCAACUGCACAACCGACAUGGAUGAACCUGAGGAGCUGAUCCAAGGCGCGAGUUACGAGGCACGUGUUCGAGUGAAGUCCGAUGAUGAAUUAAAGUAUUUGUCAACCUGGAGUGAGUGGAGCGAAAAAACAACGUGGGACUCAACCUUUGGAAGAGCAAAACCAAUAGCAUCACCCUCAGAUGUUGUUCGGGGUGUUUUCGGCACUCUUGCAAGCCUGGUAGGGUUGGCCUUGUUGCUCGUACUCUUCAAGACUGACAAAACCACCUGGAUUUACAUAGUAAUAAAGUCAAUCAGAGGCCAGAUACCAAAACCGCAGGAUUCCUUCCUGAAGGAUCCGAAUCCCAAGAGCUGGUCUAGCCCGUACUUCACCACUGAAACCAUGAAUACCUUCUUGAAGCCGGUGGACAUCGCCUCCGUCGAGGUGACCUCCGCUGCGGAUGCCGUCGUACAAAUCAGUCCAGAGGCGGCGCUGCAAGAGAAGAUGAGAGUCGAGAGCAGCUACGAGUCGACCAGUUCCAGCUUCUCCAAUCCCAGUUACUCCCAGCUGUCUCCUCCUCUCGUCCCCGUCUCCCUGCUCACCACGGGGAAUCUGAAGCCCUGCGACGCCGAUACACCCUACGGACCGGUUAGUAGUCAAGGUGAGGGUAGGAAAGCAGAAGAGGAUAAGGAUGACGAGAGUGGGGAAGAGAUCCGAAAGUUGCUCUGCGGAGGCAACAGCAACAAUGAGCCCAUGCCGGUAAUUUCUGACUACGAGAAGGUUGAGAAGCCCCAGCUGGAGCGCUUCAGGCUGCAGAGUCUAGAUUCAGGCGUGUGCAGUGGCGAGGAGGUCAGUCAGGAGAGCCUGGAGGUCGAUAGCAUCAAUGUGAGCGAUGAGGAUCCUGAAGGCAAAGAGGAGGAGACGCAGGGACAGGAUAGAAAAGAAGCAGAUUUUCAGAAGCUGUUAGAAGGCAUCGGAGGUGUUUUUGACAAAGGGUCCAUUCAGGUCUGUUCGGGCUACGAGCAAGUCCAGAGGCCGCAGGGUGACAAACCCGAGCUCAACAGCCUGGAUUCAGCCAUCAGCAGCGGGGACGAGGAGCAGGCGAGUCAGGAGGAGAGCCUGGAGGAAGCUGUUCAGACCACUGAGUCCACGAGCCUCCUGUUUUCUCCUCCUCUUCAUUCCAGCACAUUGGCAUGCUCCCUGCCCUCUUUCACUCCGCUGCCCCUGAACUUCUCUGCGGCAGCUUUGAGUCCCGAUCUGGGACCUCUGCCGAUUCACAUACUGGGCAGGAUGGCUCUGAUGUCAGCCAGCAGGCCAGUGGAGCCCUCUGGUGAUGGAUACAUGCCAGUAAGGCAGGAGCAGAACUGAAUACAGACAUCAGGCCGAGCAGCAAAUGCUGUACAAUAAAUGUAUGUAGCACGACAGCUUAUCGGCGUAGAGGCGGUAAACGUUCCCACCAACACCUGACAAUCGUUUCAACAUUUCAGUCUCAUCGCCGAUGACAGUUUGAAUGUUACAAAUGUAUUUUCUUCUUACACUGUCUUCCUAAUGAGUAUUUAUCUUUAUCUAUGUCAAAACAAAGGAAAACCCUGCCAAUGACAACAUUAUGGAACAAGAAAGAGAAAAAGCAAAAGGUACAUCUGCUGUCUUUAUGUUUCAAUUAUGUCCUGGACCAGAAAGAAUAACAAAAAAAAAAAACAAACAAACAUAUAUAUACAUACACAUAAAUACAUAUUCUGGUAAUUGUGUCUUCAGUGAGAAACCUGUAUAGCCAAUGUCUACCUGUGUUUAUCUAUGAGGGGUUUGUCAAUCCAAGAAAAACAAAAGAUGUUCAGAUCUUCACUGUCAAACAUUGCUGAUAAAAGGCUACAUCGAUGUGACUCAGGCAGAUAUUCAGAUAAUCAAGUAUCCACAAGCAAAAUAACAGCUUUGUGUCUGAUUAUUUUAAAGCUUCAUUUGAUCUCAUUUUGUUGCUUUAGUGUGUGUCUGGCGACAUUCAUUGUGUUGCUUAAAGGAGAAAUUCACCUCCAAAGUUCUCUAGUCCAAAACAAGUGUUUUAGCAUGUUCUGAAGUAGCUGGUGACGUGUUUAAAAUGUAAAACAAACAUGAUGUGACUCCAUGGAGCCCUCCUUCCUUCUUCCUCUUCUUCUGAGUGUCUCUUGUCCGUUGAGGCUCAUGGGAAACAUAAACAAUAUGGUGACCCACCCCCUCAAAAAACUCUCUAGCGUCACCAGUGGACAAAAACCCAGAAGGACGACUUUAACGUUAUAUAUACUGUAUGUGGAAUCCAUAUAAACCAUGCUUAUUUAUAUUUGUAUGGCAGCUAUUUCAAGAACUACUGACUAUGGAGAUGAACGGAGAGAUUGGAAAAUGUAUGCUAACUCAUCUUUGACAUCCUGAUUGAUCUCAUAUUUUAUCUUUUUAUGAUUUUUUUUAUUUAUAUUAUUAUUUUAUUAUAACAACCCAGAAGUGCAGAAGUGCAGCACUGUAACGCUUUUCUUUCUCUGUCCACUGUGUGAAGAUUCACAGUGUUUAAUGUCACGGAAACAUGUUUCUCUGCACAAUGAACGUCUUCCUUUGCUGUCCACAGAAAACCACCAAUGUAAAAACUAAUAUAUACAACAGAAAUAUACACAAUAAAGCAGUUUUAAAAGGAAGCAUGUUGAAAAUAAAUUUUUAAAAAAAGCAACAACAAUGAUAAUAAUAAAACAGUAAAAUGUUUCAUUGAAAUGGUGUAAUAACAAAAAGGUACGAUGUUUGUAUGAUGUACAUGAUGACAUUUCAUUUAGAAUAAAUGUGAGUAUGUUUGGGCCACAGGUAAA
Molecule: messenger RNA, 3914 nt
Organism: Acanthopagrus latus (yellowfin seabream)
Lineage: Eukaryota; Metazoa; Chordata; Actinopteri; Spariformes; Sparidae
Exons: 11
Coding region: 529-2460 (643 amino acids)
Biological process (GO): immunoglobulin mediated immune response; cytokine-mediated signaling pathway
Cellular component (GO): external side of plasma membrane; membrane
Molecular function (GO): cytokine receptor activity; protein binding
Source: RefSeq, a predicted model, not a curated record